CAACUGCUGAGGAACUAGGAGCUAGUGGAUUUCUAUAAAACGUCUAGUGGGUACUCAUAAAACUCACCGAGCCUCGAGCAUACAAAUCAGUCUGCUUCAACCGGUUCAUUCUUAGCAUCGAUACUGACUGAUAUCCUUAAACACCUUAUACAUCAAUUGCAAUUCAGCUUCAUAUAUCUCAUUCAAUUUCUGCCCAGCUACGUUAUUGAGAUCGGUGUGUGCUCGCGAUGGCUCAUCACAAGAUGCUCCUCUGCGCUUUGUUCGCUGUUUUUCUGGCCUUUGGAUCCCUGAGCUCAACAGUUCAAGCUUCCGAUCCCGAGCUCACUUCGGAUUUCUUCGUUCCGGAAGGCAAGGUAGCUGCCGAUCUAGAUGGGGCCUUCUUCACCAACACGACCUUGGAGAAUGUUCAACCGAAUUUAAAUUCAGCUUUUGCUACGGUCACACCCGUCAAUCAAAACGUAUUUCCAGCUCUCACAGGAUUGGGAAUUUCUUCAGCGCUUAUCCAAUUUCCGCCCGGCACCGUCAAUCCUCCUCACACUCAUCCUCGAGGAACCGAACUUCUAUACGUCAUCGAGGGAAUUCUGAGCGUGGGGCUCGUGGACACCACUCAGAAGCUCUUCACCCAAACUCUGUUGCCUGGUGACCUGUUCGUGUUCCCGAAGGGCUUGGUGCACUUCCAGAUCAAUUUGGAUCAGUGGAAGUCUGUCAAAGCUGUGGUGGGAUUCAGUAGUUCCAACCCGGGACUCAUCAGCCUGCCCUCUACUCUCUUUGGAAAGAGCAUGAUCUCCAGCGAGGUCCUCCAGAAAUCCUUCAACGUGACUGCCGACGUCAUUGACAAGCUCAAGGCUGCUCAGGUUUGAUUUACUCUGCGGGGUUUUACCGUAGAAAGGGGUCCAUCGAUUCAAACGACGAUCUACCGAUACGUCAGCUUGCAAUCUCGGACAUGGUGUGCAUGGCUAUGGCACUGAGUACUUGAUGGAGCUCCAGAAGUCUGGAUAAGUAUGGUGCUCUAGCAUCACCAAUAAGACGAUUCUUGUAUGUAGUAAAUUUCUGAGAGCGGAGACCAAAGUUGGCAGAAAUGAUCAUAGUAAUCAUAGUGGGCCAAUUUGUUCAGUGAUGACAUAAUUUGAUUUCUAAGAUCAUUUAGGGACCUUGCGACGCAAGAUAGUAG
Molecule: messenger RNA, 1171 nt
Organism: Marchantia polymorpha subsp. ruderalis
Lineage: Eukaryota; Viridiplantae; Streptophyta; Marchantiopsida; Marchantiales; Marchantiaceae
Source: the annotation of a GenBank genome assembly